Molecule: messenger RNA, 816 nt
Organism: Phaedon cochleariae (mustard beetle)
Lineage: Eukaryota; Metazoa; Arthropoda; Insecta; Coleoptera; Chrysomelidae
Source: the annotation of a GenBank genome assembly
UCAUCUGAUGAGUGCUAGGUACAUAAAUAUAUUUUGGUUUGAUGAUAUCUAAAAAUCGGUGUUGAUAUAAAUAUAGGCGCAGGUAUUCAUUUGUAUUCUCAAGUAGUUUGAACUCAUUUUCAGAAUGGAAGGAAUACUGGCUGUUUAUAUUGCAUUUCUGGUCGCCCUAGGAAAUGCGAUACCAUUUGAAUAUGGAGAUCACGAUCCAGACUGUCCCUUUCCCGACUCAGGUUCUGCGGUGUACUACCCGUAUCCAUAUGACUGCUCCAAAUUCUACGAAUGCGCACAGGGAAAGAAGGUUCUGAUGCGUUGCUCGCCAGGACUUUUCUGGGAUGUCACUUUGAACAAUUGCAAUGACGAAUACAGAGUCACUUGCUCUCAAGUGGUGAGCUCUACGACAACAGAUAGAUCAUCACCUCCACCUGAACCUACAACCCAAACUACAUCACCACCACCUCCAACUACAACCACAGGUACAACACCACGACCUGAACCUACAACCACAGGUACAACAACAACACCAGAACCUAAAACCACAGUUACAUCACCACGGCCUACAGAAACAUCUACGUCUCAACCUACAUCAAUACAGCCUACAACUAAUACAGCUGCUUCGACAAUUGAUCCUAGCGGCCUCUGUGAGGACCAACCAAAUGGUACCUACCUACCCUAUCCAGGAGACAGAAAAAAAUUCAUAGAAUGUGUUUACCAUCACACUCACGUCUUCGAUUGUCCCGGGAUCACCUUUUGGGACCAAAGCAUACUGAACUGUGUUUGAGUCAAAUAUCAAAAUAUAUACUUUUAUUGAAGCAGUAC